Fulmarus glacialis (Northern fulmar) is the source of this 342-nucleotide messenger RNA. RefSeq names its product max dimerization protein 1-like. The annotation marks the transcript as partial. The record is from RefSeq and is a predicted model, not a curated record. Gene Ontology annotation, biological process: negative regulation of transcription by RNA polymerase II. Gene Ontology annotation, molecular function: protein dimerization activity; DNA-binding transcription factor activity, RNA polymerase II-specific; RNA polymerase II cis-regulatory region sequence-specific DNA binding. NCBI's taxonomy places the organism in Eukaryota, Metazoa, Chordata, Aves, Procellariiformes, Procellariidae. The transcript is spliced from 3 exons.
GUCAACACACAACGAGAUGGAAAAGAACAGGCGUGCCCAUCUGCGGUUGUGUUUGGAGAAGCUGAAAGGGCUGGUACCGCUCGGACCCGAAGCCAGCAGACACACCACCCUGAGUUUACUAACGAAAGCUAAAUUGCACAUCAAGAAGCUUGAAGACUACGACAGGAAAGCCGUACACCAAAUAGACCAGCUGCAGCGGGAGCAGCGGCACCUGAAAAGGCAGCUGGAGAAGCUGGGGAUAGAGAGGAUAAGGAUGGACAGUAUCGGAUCCACUGUUUCUUCAGAGCGCUCGGACUCGGAUAGAGGUGAGACCCCGCGCUCGGGGCGGAGCGGGGCUGGCUG